AUGCCAUUAUCGACGUCCAAUUGCGCAAUCUUGCUAGCCUUAAAUCUUCUCUUUAAUAGAGCUCAAGGAAUAGAAAGAGAAAUCAUCGGCUAUCGAUCAGUUGGCGAUGAAGAAGCCAACUUGAUUAAUUCUUCUCAUAAGCCGUAUAGAGACAGAAAAUACGAUGAGAACGGUGAAUACCUUCGUCAAAUAGGAAGUGGCUUUUAUAUGACAAAUGAGCCUGCUUUCUGGAAAUAUUCGUAUAAUCAUUGUGUUAUCAAAGCGGAUAGUGAUAAGAUUGAAAAUGCGGAUAAAAUAUACAUCCCAAAAGAUUAUCACAAAUUGACUUCAACUGGUAAGAUUGAAGAAAAUUACUUAUGGAAUGGAGACGAAAAACUCCUCUCGGAAUUUAUCGAAAAGAUGAUCUUAGACCCCGAGAAGACGCUACGAUUUUCAUGGAUCUUACAUCACGGUCCUCAUUUGCAAAUGGUUAUUCCAACUGAUGUAUUGAAUAACGAUGAUCUAGAUUUAUGGGCUGAAUGCUUUGAAUCAGAGAAGGAGCUACUGGAAUAUUCGAGCAAAAUUAUCGAUUGGGACAGUUGGAAUAUUAUUGGAGAUCCUGGAUUACCGAGCAACUAA
Messenger RNA from Drepanopeziza brunnea f. sp. 'multigermtubi' MB_m1, 618 nucleotides. Lineage: Eukaryota; Fungi; Ascomycota; Leotiomycetes; Helotiales; Drepanopezizaceae. The record is from RefSeq and is a predicted model, not a curated record.